AAGGACGGCGUCAUGUGAUCUGGAAAGAUUUCAAAUCUUGAAACCACACUAUGGUUGAUUUAGAGUCGUGCAGCAGGUGAACCCUUUGCAGUGAUGUGGAGACAAGAGCAGAGAUGCAGAAUGAGUCUUUUGGGCAGCAGACACCCUGCUUUGUGUUGCAUUCUCCUCUUUUUUCUCCUUCUAGGUCGUGUGUCUGCUACCACCAUAAUAGCCACAGUUGGAAGAGAUGUGACUUUGCCAUGUAACUAUGAUGCGCAGUACUACGGGACGCUUUCGGUGUGUUGGGGCCGGGGGGACAUACCCAACAGUGGCUGUGCGAAUGAGGUGCUCAGGACGGACGGGUCGUCAGUGACCAGCAGAGCGUCUGAACGCUACGUGCUCAUUGGGGAUCUUGGCCAGGGUGACGCGUCACUGACCGUCAGGAAUGUUGUGGAGGGCGACUCUGGGACGUACGGCUGUCGUGUGGACAUCCCAGGCUGGUUUAAUGAUCUCAAAUUUCAUGUCACUCUGACAGUAACUGCAGGGCCCCCAAAUCCCGUGACGAUAGAGUCAAGAGAGGUGAAGGACAGGACGGUGACUGUUCGCUGGGCUCCUGCGUUUGAUGGCGGCAGACCCAUCACGAUGUACUGGCUUGAUCAAAAAGACAAAGAGGCAUCCUGGGACUCUGCGGUAAGAACUGAAAUCUCCAAUCCUAAGUUGAUUCAGGUGACUUUGAUGGAUUUGCGUCCAUUCAAGACCUACAGCCUCCGCAUGUUUGCCAGGAACAGUGUGGGAGUCAGUGCGUCCAGCAACGUCAUAACAGUCACCACAAAAGAAGCAGCACCAGAGGGUGCUCCCUUGGAUAUGGAUCUGGAGGCCCUCAGCCCCAACACUAUCCGAGUUACAUGGAAGCCUCCGAGGGCUGAUCUCAGAAACGGCGUUCUGCGGAGUUACAGCAUCAGCUACAGAGAGUUCGACCCCGUAAGCCAGCAGUUUAAACAGUGGCAUCACCGUAGUGUGGCGGCGACACGUGACGUGGAGAGCAUUGUCCUGAACAACCUGAAGCCUUCUGCCAUGUACGGCGUGCUCAUACAGGCCAAGACAAACGCUGGGAUAGGCCCUCCCACGACUGCACCUUUCUGCUCCACUCUGGAUGAGGUUCACACAACAACAACAGCAACAUUAACAACAGCCACAACUGCGUCUUCUUCCUCUGCUGCGACAGUGUGGAUUGAAGAAGCUACUUCCACUGCAGUUCCCAAAACUACAACAGCAGAGACUGUCCCCGUGUUCACAGUCUGGGAGGAAAGUACGACUAUGGUGCCAGACGUCCUCACUCCGAACCCCUUGGCUCCCCCGGAUCCCCCAGUAGUUAAAUUGAAAGAGGUGAAAGACCACACAAUUUCCCUCUUUUGGACUCCUGGGUUUGAAGGCGAAAGCCCCAUCACUGGCUUUUACCUGGAGUACAAAGCAGCAAACGCCUCGUGGGAUUACAUAAAAACUGUCGUAGACUUCGGCGCUAACGAGACGGAGGCUACGAUAAUAGAGAUACACCCCUCCACGUACAACAUCCGCAUGUUCGCCAGGAACAGUCUGGGCACCAGUAAAGCCAGCAAUGUCCUCACCAUCACCACCGGAGACACAGGUCAUCAGUGGAACAAUGUCUCUACCACCACAUCAGCGGACACUCAUGCAGCAGUGAAUGCUGAGGAGAGUCAGAGUGGUCACCUAGCUGCCAUCAUUGUAGCAGUGGUGCUGGUAGUGUUGACUGUUGCCUUGGUAACAACAUGGCACUUUCGACGAAUGAGACUGAAAAAUGGCAGCCUGAACAUAUGGCUGUCCAACGGAGCGCUACGGUACAGAGGCUCUGAGUCACUACAAGAGCUGUAAAACUCUAGCUUUUUGAAUUUGGGGGAAAUUGCCACAGAAGAUUGUAUAUUUGUUUAUUUUCAGAGAACAAAUCUAAAUCUAAACCUUGA
Molecule: messenger RNA, 1958 nt
Organism: Mugil cephalus (flathead mullet)
Lineage: Eukaryota; Metazoa; Chordata; Actinopteri; Mugiliformes; Mugilidae
Product: protein sidekick-1-like
Exons: 14
Coding region: 94-1869 (591 amino acids)
Molecular function (GO): protein binding
Source: RefSeq, a predicted model, not a curated record